Molecule: messenger RNA, 5317 nt
Organism: Sinocyclocheilus anshuiensis
Lineage: Eukaryota; Metazoa; Chordata; Actinopteri; Cypriniformes; Cyprinidae
Product: zinc fingers and homeoboxes protein 3-like
Exons: 3
Coding region: 335-3595 (1086 amino acids)
Biological process (GO): regulation of transcription by RNA polymerase II
Cellular component (GO): nucleus
Molecular function (GO): DNA binding; DNA-binding transcription factor activity, RNA polymerase II-specific
Source: RefSeq, a predicted model, not a curated record
GGCUUCGGGUGCCAGUGACGCACACGGUCACAUGACCCUGCUGCUGGUGACGUGCGGCGUGAGUUUCUUUCCCCGUCUGUGUUUAACACACACUCACACACUCUCGACUAGGCAUAAACACGAGUGAAGAGCCUUUGUGCUGCUCUCAUCCCUGUCCUCCAGCGCAGGCGGAGCCGAGCUGUGUUUACUGUGUGUGGCGGAUGCUCUGAUGCCUGAAACCAUUAAGGACAUGUAAUACUUAUGAUGACCUGAUGAUAAUGUCCAUCAACAAGUUCUAUAAGAGUGGAUAACCAUAAUAAUCAGGACUCUCACUGGAGACGAAGUAGACAGCACCAUGGCUAGCAAGAGGAAGUCCACCAUUCCGUGCAUGAUUCCUGUAAAAGCCAUGCAUCUGCAGGAUGACUUUGAACGGGGCAGACUUUCCCCUCCAAUCAAGGACAUUAGCUUUUCCCUUACAGAGGAAGCAAGUGGAAAAAGCAGUCAAAGUUUGGAUGAGUCCUCUGGGCAAGAAGCAGGUGAUACCCAUAAAUAUGCAGACAUUUACACUUGUAGGCUAUGUAACUUUGAGACCAAGGACCUAAAUCUUUUCCUCGAUCAUGUCUACAGUGGGCACCCAGAUUUCCGCAUUGACCCCUGUUUUCGUUGUGUGGAUUGCGGGACAAGUGCUGCAAAAUUUGAGGGCUUAGCACUGCACAAUGCCCGUGUCCAUCCCAGUACAAUAACCACCACACUUCAGCUCAAAAAGAAGGACAAUAGAAUCAUAGUAGAGCAAAAUCUUUGCGUGGAACCUUGUGAAAGCACUAGCUCGAAAGAAACUGAGAUAUCCAUAACCAAGACACCAAUCAUGAAAAUGUUGAAGGGUAAAUCAGAACCCAAAAGGAUUGUAGUUUCCCACACUGCAACUGAUGACCCUCCCCCCGUUAUUACCAGAGUGGUGGAGAAAAGUGACUCUCCUGCAGUUACAGUCACUCAUGUGCCCACUAUUGUACACAAUGGAGCAGCCAGCAAAGUUGCCCUGCCGUCGGCCAUACAGAUUGUUAAUGGCUCUGGGGCUUUGCCCAUGCUGAAGACAGCUGUUACACAAGUUGUAUCUGUUGUGCAGAACAGAAGUCUCAAUCAACAAUCUGCUCCAAUCACUGUCUCCUCAUCCCACUCCUCUUCGGCAUCCUCCUCAUCAAGUACUAAGAACCUUCCAAAAGUAAUGAUCCCACUCAGCAGCAUUCCCACCUACAAUGCAUCCAUGGACAAUAGCAGUUUCUUAAAGACAUCCUUUAGCAAGUUCCCUUAUCCAACCAAGGCUGAGCGUUGCUACCUUACUGUAGUCACCAAGUACCCUGAGGAGCAGAUCAAGAUCUGGUUCACAGCACAGAGGCUGAAACAAGGAAUCAGCUGGUCUCCAGAGGAAAUAGAAGAUGCCCGCAGAAAAAUGUUCAAUACGAUCAUACAGGCAGCACCCUCAAAUAGCCAACAGCAACGGCACACCCACCACACCACUACUCAGCCAACUAUCACAGUUCUGGGCACAACUGGCAUCCCUCACAUCUUACAAGGUAGCCUGGUUGGCCAAGGAGGGGUGAUUGUCACGCAGCCAAUGAUGGCUAAUGGAAUUCAGGUCAGCAGUGCCCCUGUUGCAUUAGCUGUAACACCUAAACCUCAGGCUGCUGCAAAGCCGAUGAUGCAGGCCAGACCCGCUGCAGCCCUGGUAGCCGAUAAAGGAAUCAGCAUGGUUUUAGGCACUGUUGGUAGCAGCAGUAGUGGAAAUUGCAGUAGUAGCAGCAGCAGCAGCAAUGCUAGCAGCAGUUCAAGCAGUAUUAGCAGUACUAGCAGCUUAUGUAGCCAGGCUAGCCUGAUCAGUAUUGGUAGCAGCAGCACUGCUAAGUCAAAUAGCAACAGCAACAUUAAGGUCAAUACACCGGGUACUGAUGCCACUUGCAUUCAAAGCAACAGUACUAUUGUGAAAAGUGAGAGUAAAGGCAAUUCUGAGGCUAAAAGCAACAUUAACAGCAAGAACAACAUUUCAGCUGCCAGUACCACUCCAACCACAACCGUGGCAUCUACAACUACAACAGAUAGCGCAGUACCAAGUAAAUCAGACUCUCCUGUCUCUGUGAACUCGCGCAUAUUCUCCACCACUAACUUCCUGGACCCCAGCUUUAACAAAACCAAAAAGUCCCAGGAACAGCUGGCAGCCUUAAAGGAGAGCUUCCUUGUUAGCCAGUUUCCUAAUCAAGAGGAAGUAGACCGACUUAUAAGCCUAACUGGUCUGUCUGUACGUGAAGUACGGAAAUGGUUCAGCGACCGCCGCUACCACUUCCGGAAUCUGAAGGGUUCAAGGUCAAGUGGCGGAGGUCAGACUGUUACAGCUAGUGGUAGCAUUUCCCAACUGGAUACUCUUGCUGCUGUAGACUUGUCUGAAAACAGUACACCCCCAGAGAGGCCCAAAACUCCCCAGCAGUCACCUCUCAGCCCCUCACAGACAUCAUCCCCACCAACUCCAACACGGCGUCCUCCACGCCCCCCAUCGCCAGAUUUCACGGCGAUACGGUACAAAGAGCGAGAGCCCCACCAGGUUCGUGCUUUGGAGGCCAGCUUUGCACAGGACCCAGAUCCAUCUAGUGAAGAAGUUGACCGGUUAAGAGCAGAAACAAAGAUGACUCGCCGUGAGAUCCACGGUUGGUUUGCUGAGCGACGGAGGAGGGUAGCAGCAGAGAAGAAGAAAGAGGAAGCUGAGAGGGCAGAAAGGGAAGAUGAUGAUGCAGUGGGAGAGACAGAGGAGCAUGGAAUAUACAAGGAAAAAAGCAGUAAUGAGGAGGCCCAUGAAGCUGAAGAUUCCUCCAAGGAAACGCAACAAGACAAAGAGGACAAACAGAAGGAUGAGAGCGGUACCGAGCCGAAAGUUAACCCUAUCAAAAUCAAUCUCAAAAUGCUGAAAGUUACUGAAUCUAAUGGAAAAGGUGAGCCAGAGGACAGUCAACUGAAUGAGGCUACCAAGGUGGCACAAUCUAUCUCUCAGACAACUGUUCCUCAGACCUCCCCAUACCGAGGAAAGAAGACACCCGAACAGCUCCACCUGCUGAAGAAAGUCUUUGCACGCACCCACUGGCCCAGUAGUCCCCAGUACAAUGAGCUGAUAACUAAAACGGGCCUACCGCGACCAGAGGUGGUACGUUGGUUUGGAGAUUGCCGCUAUGUCCUGAAGAACGGUCAGCUCAAGUGGCUUGAGAGUUACCAGACCAUGGUAGAUGAGGAAGACUUCCAGAAAGAUAACAUUAGCAUCCUAAAGGAGCACCUAGACAAGCAUGGUAAACUAGAUGAGACUAAGUUGGAGGAGAUUGUGAAAUCAAGUGGGUUAGGUGAGGAAUCAAUCCGGCGGUGGUUUGCCAAUAAGACACCACCUUUAUUGGAGGAAAGGAACUCCGAGAGCACAGGAGGUGUGAUGACUGAAUCAUCUACAACCCCAACUGAAGCCGCUCUAGCAUCACAGCAUCCAGACCAUGAAGAUGUAAAGGUGGAGCAGUCAGGAAGCAGCCUAAUCUCUAAGGAUCAAACCACAGUAGUUGACAUAUCAACAAAUACUAAACAAGAGUCUGACUGAAGAGGAAAGUGGAUGCAUGAAUGAAUGUGAAGCGAUAUCAGCCCAUGGGAUUACAGCACAUGUGGCCUUUAAUUGAAGGCUUUUUUUUAAACAGAUUAAACUUUAACAGGAGCACUGGAAAACACCUCUGCAAAAAGAAAAAAAAGAAAAAAACUCUCCCCAAAUUAAUUAUUUUCGUUACUAGCUGUAAGACAUGGUGUGGAUUAUCAAAAAUCAGGAUGCACCCCUUCACCAGUCAGCUGCUUUUUCUAUUUGGAUGGGAUAGAGGGGAAAACAGACCGUAGCUUCGUGAAGUGAGAGACCCAAGUUGAAGUCCACAGAGAAGUUUUUCUUGGAUGUGAAUUUCCUGUCUUUUUCUUCUGGGGAGGAAUUACCAUUUUUAGGGGACUUAUGGUGGUACUAAGCGCAAACUGCACAGCUCUCAUUGAGCCCUUUUGUAAUUCUUAAAAUAUGACGGACUUAAUUUGUUGUAUGCUGUAGGUGAGCAUCAAUACCAAUAGCACAUGUCAAUGAAAUGUCAUUCAAAGUAAAAGAACCCCUAAAGUCAUGACUAUUUGUGACAAAACGGAUUCACCAGUGUGAACGCUUAGGCUUGUAUGAUUUUUACAAAAUACUAUUUGCAGAAUAAAUUUAAUAUUACAAAAAAAUGGUCAUGGAUUUUCAGGCUUGGGGAAAAAAAAACUUCACCGCUCAUUGUUGAAUAAGUAGUUUAUUCUCAGGCUUGAUUAUGUUUCAUAUGAAAAGCAAAAUUAAAACAUAUACUUCCUCCAAUAUAACAUAGGCACAUUACAGAAAAGGCUUGGUUGUAAAUAAGAACAUUGGUAACAAAACGCUGAUGCAAGAAAACAGAAAAAGGCAUACAUGUCCAACAGGGAAAUCUUUCGUUGAUGUAUAUAUGUAUACAUACACCAAGGCACAUGAACGAUGAGGCAAGAAAAUAGCAGAAACUAAUUUACAGACUGGAGAAGGGCUACAGCAGUACAAGUAGAGGGAUUAACGCUUAAAACUAAAUGAGGGAAUGUUGGCUAAUUAGGAAUAAAUGUAAGGGAACUUGAACAAAUUCCCUCUGAAGGCGUCUGGCCUCGUCUUUUCCUCUCAAAGCUCAGGAAGUGAUAAUGGUCCAUGUGUCUUUCUGUAAUAUUUCUAGAUUGCGUAAUGCAAAUUGCUAUAUACACUGAUCAUUGCAGAAGACUAGAAAAAAAAGUGUUAUGACAGAAUUUAUGCGUGCAUCCAAAGGCGCAAGCCAGCUGUUUGAAUCGCACAUCCCUCCGUGUUAAAAUGCCCCUCGUUUACAAUUUUCAAAUUAAUUAGCAUUUCUGUACACACCCAAUCAGUGGAACAUAUAACAACGUAACACUAUAAUUUGAGGAGUACAUUCUGGAGCAUCUUUCAGACUCUGAGCUGUCAUGCACAGAACCAAAUAAAUACUGUGACAAUAGUGGCAUAACGUAGCAGCCACAAGGCAAAAAAGAGGGGGAAAAGGCAAACAAGCUCUCCAUAAUCAUCUUGCUCCAUAAAAAUGCACCUGGACCCCAUGAUCAAACAGAGAGGCAGGUAAAGCAUCAGUGAUGGAAAAGCAAUGCGACAGCAUCACAAUGGCUUCUGUAUACGGCUGUUAGACACGAAACGAUUGGCAGAACUACAUGGCAUGUGUAUGUGUAUGUGUGUAGUUCAGUAACAUCUCAACCUCUACUGGCUAAACGAGAACUGCGUGAAACUUAU